AUGACACGCCUUGCCUCUGUGUUUUUGGCUAAUGUGGUUAUGUACCUUGACUCUUACAAAACUGCCCAAAUGUUUAUACAAAUAUCCAAGUCAGCCCAGAUAAGUGUUGACAUUCUUAAGAAAAACCCAUUGUAUAAACCCAUUCUGCGUCAUCCGGGCAUAUCAGAACCGACAUACCGUAUUGAUGAGCAGAUAUCCCUUGUGAAGGAAUUACUCUUAUUUCCAAACAUUCAGACACUUUCAAUCCCAGCGGGCCAAAUAAAUUUAGUUCCAUUUUUAAACAACGCAGACCAAAUAGACGUUCCUUUGGUAUGUGAUGUAUUUUCUGUAGACAAAACUAUACAAAACAAAUUAAUAGAUGUUGCAGUUGACAUGGACGACCGGCGGUUCUGUUUUAAAAAUAACUUCAUGAAGUGUAGAAAAGUCUCAUUUGAGUAUACCACUGGUUGUGAAGACAAUCUAUUCAAAGUUUUUGGUGUUCAAAGGUACUACGACUUUCUGAGGGUGUUUCUAAGUAAAACACCUCCACUCAGAUUUUUUGAGAAUUUGCAGCACCUCCACUUUAAGAAAGUCGUCCUCGAGCCUAAAACUAUUAACGUUCUCAAAAAUGUGAUGGCAGUGCCAAACAUUCUUGACAUCGGGAUUGUAACAUUCCAUAAGUGGUUCUAUGGCAUCAACCCAUCAGUCAUCAUAUCAACGCAGUUUGGUGAGAUGCAGAUAAGAGUAUGCCCCAAUGAAAAGGUUUCUCAUAAACUUAUUAAUAAGUAUUUACCCCUCAAGGCAUUCGUUACAACGCCAAGUUCAACUGAUUUUGAGUUUAAUGUCGAUUUGAGUCAGUUAUUGUCAGUGACUCAUUUGCAAGUGAAAAACGAAUUUCUUCAAAUUUUGUCACCAGAAACAGUCGAAAAACUCGACGCACAAAAUAUACCAGUUAAUAGUACACAUGUCAAGUUAAAGAAUGUCAUUCUCGGGUUUUCAAAUAAAGUCGAGACCUUACCAAAAACAGUGACUUCACUGUCCAUUUCAAAACGCGAGCAAAUUCGCAUGAUUGACUGUGAUGCCCUUAAAGAGCUUUGUUUGAACCGAGUCGAUAUGCAACGGUACAACUUGGACUUGUUUUCUGAGUUGACAAAACUGACACUUAGAACUGACGUUGUUUCAAUCAGUUUAAAGAACUUGACAAAACUCAAAGUCCUCAAUGUGGACCGGUGUCACAUAGACGUAAAGGCCGAAGACUUUUUCCCCAAAAAGUUAGAGCAAUUGACGUGCCUUUACACAAUUAUACCAGAAAGAAGUGACACCAUCACUCGGCUUGUAUUACGAGGGUGUGACGACUCGACCAAUUUAUUAGAGUAUAAAAAAUUAAAGGAACUUAUCGUGUAUGAUUUAAGGGCUAAGAACACGUAUUUUCCAGAUAACUUGGAGUCGCUUAGUAUUGUCCAAAAUAUGGUAACGGAAAUCUAUUUACAAUAUUAUAAAACAUUGUAUCAAAUCAGUUUCCAAAGUGGAUAUGCAAGUGUCAUCACUUUCCCACAAUCAUGUGAAGUGGUUUGUUUUGAAGAGUAUGAAUUGAAAGCAUCCAAUUUGAUUAAUUCGAGAGUUAAGCAACUUGUUGUACUUAGCUCGGUAUUCGAUUUGGAACAAAUCCCAGAAUCACUUCAAUUUUUAAAAACAGACAAAAAGGAAGGGUAUCAGACUAAAUAUCUCCAAAACCAUAGGAAUGUUGCCACUUUCUUUAAAUUGUUGGGGCGUUCUGUCACCAAGUUAGACAAUGAUAUACAUUUCGAUUUACCAAAAAGAAAUAUCAAAAAGUUUAAAAAGUUUUGA
Entamoeba invadens IP1 is the source of this 1827-nucleotide messenger RNA. RefSeq lists its product as hypothetical. The coding region runs from base 1 to 1827 and encodes 608 amino acids. NCBI's taxonomy places the organism in Eukaryota, Evosea, Mastigamoebida, Endamoebidae. The record is from RefSeq and is a predicted model, not a curated record. The transcript has a single exon.